This is a messenger RNA of Limanda limanda (common dab), 1567 nucleotides long. RefSeq names its product GDP-mannose pyrophosphorylase B (gene gmppb). The record is from RefSeq and is a predicted model, not a curated record. The transcript is spliced from 10 exons. Bases 133 to 1215 code for a protein of 360 amino acids. Gene Ontology annotation, molecular function: GTP binding; mannose-1-phosphate guanylyltransferase (GTP) activity. Gene Ontology annotation, cellular component: cytoplasm. Gene Ontology annotation, biological process: GDP-mannose biosynthetic process; cell wall mannoprotein biosynthetic process. NCBI's taxonomy places the organism in Eukaryota, Metazoa, Chordata, Actinopteri, Pleuronectiformes, Pleuronectidae.
UCUGAACUACGUGUCAUUCGUGGAGUUUCACUGAUCCUGAACCUCCUGGACUCGUUGGAAUCAGCUGAUCCCGGCUGGAUCUGGUUCUGAGCUGCAGUUUCCCUGCUAAACGGUUGCUUACCAACCAGAAUCAUGAAGGCCAUGAUCCUGGUGGGGGGGUACGGGACCCGGCUGCGACCUCUGACCCUCAGCGUCCCGAAGCCGCUGGUGGACUUCUGCAACAAACCCAUCCUGCUGCACCAGGUGGAGGCGCUGGUCAAGGCCGGGGUGGACCACGUGGUUCUGGCGGUGAGCUACAUGUCAGAGCUGCUGGAGAGAGAAAUGCGAGUCCAGGAGGAGAGACUCGGGAUCCGUAUCACUUUGUCUCAUGAGACGGAGCCUCUGGGAACGGCCGGUCCCCUGGCGCUGGCACGAGACCUGCUGGAUGUGGACAAGGAGCCGUUCUUCGUCCUGAACUCAGACGUCAUCUGUGACUUUCCCUUCAAGGAUCUUCUGCAGUUCCACCGCAACCACGGCAAAGAGGGAACCAUCGUGGUGACUCGGGUGGAGGAGCCCUCUAAGUACGGCGUGGUGGUGUUUGAGUCGGAAGGCGGGAAGAUUCAUCGCUUUGUGGAGAAACCACAGGUCUUUGUCUCCAACAAGAUCAAUGCAGGCAUAUACAUCUUCAAUCCCAGCAUGCUCAGCAGGAUCCAGCUGAGACCAACGUCCAUAGAGAAAGAGAUAUUUCCUGUCAUGGCAGAGGAGGGGCACCUGUACGCCAUGGAGCUCCAAGGUUUCUGGAUGGACAUCGGUCAGCCUAAAGACUUCCUCACAGGGAUGUGUAUGUACCUCCAGUCGCUACGACAACAGGCUCCUGAGAGGCUACACACGGGGCCCGGUUUCCUCGGCAACGUCCUGGUGGACCCGACAGCUAAGAUCGGGGAGAACUGCACCAUCGGGCCGAACGUGAGCAUCGGCGCCGGCGUGGUCGUGGAGGACGGCGUCCGGAUCAAGCGCUGCACGGUGAUGAAGGGGGCGCGGGUCCGAUCGCACUCCUGGCUGGAGAGCUGCAUCGUGGGCUGGAGCUCCUCGGUCGGUCAGUGGGUCCGAAUGGAGAACGUGACGGUGCUGGGCGAGGACGUGAUCGUGAACGACGAGCUCUACCUGAACGGUGCCAACGUCCUGCCGCACAAAUCCAUCAACGAGUCCGUCCCGGAGCCGCGGAUCAUCAUGUAGCUGCCGGCGGGGGGGGGAGGAGAGAGCUCGCCCGCCUUCUUCUUUUUAAUGAACUCAACUGAACGCCCAAGCUGUGCCAGAGAGAGAGAGAGAGGGAGGAACAAACGGGCAGAAGGAAGGAGGAGGAGGAGGGGAAAGGGAACAAAUGAAGGUGUUUUUUUUUUUUUUUUACUCUAUUUAAUUGAUUUUGCCUCCUUUUGUUCGCCCUGCUCGGCUGUAACCUUCCAUCCGUCUGACACGAUGGCGUCAGCAUGAUCAGCUGAUUCAAGUCGUUUCACCGCUUCAGGUGAAACGCUCUCGUCCUGAAAGAGGCAGCUGGUGAACACUGCUUUAAUAGUAAAGGGUGAGGUAG